Messenger RNA from Parnassius apollo (apollo), 573 nucleotides. The record is from the annotation of a GenBank genome assembly. Lineage: Eukaryota; Metazoa; Arthropoda; Insecta; Lepidoptera; Papilionidae.
UUGAGAGAUAGUAAAAGAAUAAGUUUAGAGCUUAAGGUUCUUUGUGCUUUAUCAUUUUACGCAACGGGCUCAUAUCAACGUUUAGUUGGUAUGGGUAAACAUUUAGGCCAAACAAGUGUUAGCAAAUGUGUUUCUCAAGUUACGGAGGCACUUAACAGCCAAAUAAUAUGCAACAAUUUUAUCAAGUUCCCCACUUCAAGGGCUGAGAGAGACGUCAUUAAGCAAAAAUUUUUGACUACAUAUAAGAUACCGGGUGUCAUUGGCUGCAUAGAUGGAUCACAUUUCCGCAUAUUUACACCACAAAAAGAAAUUGAACACUUAUUUUAUUGCAGAAAGCAUUUUCAUUCCCUUAAUGUACAAGUUGUUUGUGACAGUGAAUGCCGUAUUUUAAAUGUGAAUGCAAAAUAUGGAGGUGCCACCCAUGAUGCUUUUAUUUGGGAUAAUAGCCUAGUAAACCAGUAUAUGCAAGAAUUACAUCUUAACAAUGAACAAGUAUGGCUACUUGGUGAUUCUGGAUAUCCACAAAGGCCAUGUUUGAAAAACGCUUUGAAUUGUUUUGUUAUUACGAUUUAG